This is a messenger RNA of Paralichthys olivaceus (Japanese flounder), 1469 nucleotides long. Lineage: Eukaryota; Metazoa; Chordata; Actinopteri; Pleuronectiformes; Paralichthyidae. The record is from RefSeq and is a predicted model, not a curated record.
GUCCGUCAGCGGCCAUCGUACAUCAUCGGCUGCGUGUCUGUCGGCUCACGGCGGCUGUGUCUUAUCUGCAGGGCCCAGCUGGAGAACGAGAAGAAGAAGAGAGAGGCCAUAGAGAAAGAGAAGGAGCAGAUGGAGCGAGAGAAGAAGGAUCUGAUGAUGAGGCUCUACCAGUUCGAGGAGAAGACCAAGAAGGCAGAGCGAGAUCUGCAGGACCAGUUGCAGAGAGCCAUGAUGCUGGAGCAGGAGCGGAGGAGAGCCGAGGAGGAGGCGGCUCGACUGGAGGCAGAGCGACAGGCUGCACUGCUGGCUAAAGAGGAGCUCGCCCGCCAGGCUGAGUACCAGAAGAAGGACCAGGAGCAGCUGGCUGCGGAGCUGGCAGAGCACACAGCCAAGAUCACCCUGCUGGAGGAGGCCAAGAAACGCAAGGAGGAGGAGGCUGACUCAUGGCAGCUCAGGGCCCAGGAGGCUCAGGACGAUCUGAUUAAGACCAAAGAGGAGCUGCACAUGGUGAUGACGGCGCCCCCACCACCACCUCCCCCUCCCCCCAUGUACGACCAGAUGGACGACAACAGCGACAGCGAGGAGAACGCCAGCGAGGAGAACGCCAGCACGCACAGCGCCGACCUGCAGUACGAGGGCAUCAACGACCACCGCAACGAGGAGGAUCGCCUGACCGAGGCCGAGAAGAACGAGCGCGUGCAGAAUCAGCUCAAGGCCCUGACCUCAGAGUUGGCUCAGGCGCGUGAUGAAUCCAAGAAUACCCAGAACGACCUGCUCCACAGUGAGAACGUCCGGGCCGGCCGAGACAAAUACAAAACCCUGCGGCAGAUCCGGCAGGGCAACACCAAACAGAGGAUCGACGAGUUCGAGGCCUUAUAAGAAGCCUUCGGCCCCUCGGCCACGUACCCUUUCUGAAUGGUCACUACGAUCCCCGCUCCUCGGCUGACGCAUAUCGACACGCACACACAUGCACACCCACACACACACUCAUAUGACUUAUGUGGAGCAGUAUAACCACAGCAGAAGCAUCACUGAGAUGAACUCCUGUUGUAACUUUGUCGGGCAGUAUGCAGGGCUUUGACGAAACCUUAGUGCCAAAACCUCCUCUCGUCUUAGUGUUUAAUAUCUGAUUUGUUAUUUGAUUGUUUAAUUUGAUCCGUUCUGACCAAAUCAUUAUUGUUUUUAUGUUUUAAAGCAGACUAGUUGUGGGAUUAGCCAAAUUUUAUUAUUAUUAUUAUUAUUAUUUCAUGACGUGCACAUAGAAUAUAUGAAAUCAAAGCCUGGCUUCUUUGUUGAUGUCUGUCAUUUGUUGUGUUGGAAGAACAGGACAGUUUGUCAUUUACAGCGACCACUCAGAAAGGGGAAAACAGUAUAAGCAGAAAAAACAGUUUGUGUUUGUUUUCCAUUAUAUUUGAACACUUCCAUUUAUGUUUAAUAUUGCUAUACAGUAGUUUAAAUCAUGCCUAGUU